Molecule: messenger RNA, 318 nt
Organism: Necator americanus (New World hookworm)
Lineage: Eukaryota; Metazoa; Nematoda; Chromadorea; Rhabditida; Ancylostomatidae
Exons: 1
Coding region: 1-318 (105 amino acids)
Source: RefSeq, a predicted model, not a curated record
AUGCGGUGCACCGGCGGAGGACAUAAGUUACCAACAUUCAAUUUAACCACCAUCGUAGCUACAGAAGAUCGUCGUCGCUUCUUUGGUCAUACAUUAAGGAGACCAACAGAUCGCUUUGUUCUGGGAGGUUUGUCGGGUUCAAAGUGGAUAAGACCAAAUGGCCAAAAACGGAAGUUCUGGACGGAGCUGGUGAAGGAUGACCUGGGGACACUCGGCAUGCAUAGGCAAUACAAGGAAGACGUAUGUUUUCACGGGAUAUGGAAUAACGACGAAUGGAUUAAUUCUGUGCAAGCUCUCGCAGAAGAUCGGGAAGGUUGA